AUGUACAAAGCCGUGGUGUUCGUGCUUGUUCUCGCCGCGCUCGUCGCGUUCGUCGCCUUCGAGUCGCACGUGGCGGCGAUCUCGAAACCACGCGCCGCCGGCGACGCCGGCCCCUGGCUCGCGGCGCGCGAGGCGUCGGACGCCGUCGCGGCGUCCGAGGGCGGCGACGCGCCGCCGGCGGCGGUCGCCGCGUCGUCCGCGGCGCUCGACGACGACGAGGACGACCGGCCGCCCCUCGUCGCCGGCGCGCCGCCGCCCGAGGGCCCGCCGUGCGACGCGGCGCGCGUCCGCUACUGGGCCGGCGGCCUCCCGGGCGACGCGGCGCUCGUCGCGUCGGGCCGCGUGCCGCCGGCGACGGCGCCCGAAGCACCGCGCUACCUCACCUUCGUGCCGGACCUCGGCGGCUGGAACAACGUGCGCCUCGGGCUCGAGAACGCGCUGGUCAUCGCGCGGUCGUCGGGCCGGAUUCUGGUCCUGCCGCCGCCCCAGACCUACUACCUCCUCGACGCGAGCGAGCGCCUGGGCCUCGAGGACCUGCUGCCCGCGCUCGUCGGCAGCCCGGACCGCGCGGCCGUCAUCGCGGCCGCGGCCUUCGUCGAGGACGCGGUGCCGCGGCUGCGGCGCGAGGGCCGCUACGCGCGGCCCGCGGCGCGCGGCGGCGGUGCGCCCGGCCCGCCGCCGGCGAACGCGACGGCCUUUGUGCGCGGCUGCCACCCGACGCGCAAGGCGCCGGACAGCUGCUUCGGCUUCUACGAUUGGCUCGAGGACGCGUUCGGCGACGGGGCACGAAAAGGGCGCGAAAUUCCCAACUUCAAAGGCUCCUAUCUCGGCCGGUUCGGGAACGGCUUCGCGCCGAACGUCGGCCGCGAGUGCCUCGCCUUCGGCGAUCCGCCGGAGGCGCGCCUCGCCGCGGCCUGCGGGCCGCGGACGGCCGUCGACGGCACCCCGCGGGCGCGCAUCGACGGCGACGCGCUCUUCGGCGGCCCGGACGCCGUGUUGCACGUCCGGUCGUCGGGCGCCGCGACGCACCACGCGGCGGCCGUGCGCGCGAACCGCGCGGCGGCGCUGCGCGGCGAGGCCGUCAAGCCCAUCGAGCAGAACGCCCUGGGCCGCCUCCUCGCGCCGCCCUGCGCCUACGUCGUCCACGGCGACGCGGCGACGGCGAACUUCUACAAGCGUCUCGUCCGCGACUUGGUCCGGCCCUCGGAGCGCGCGACGUGCGCGGCGCUGCGCGUCGUCCGCUGGCUGCGGGGCGUGCGAAAGCGCGGGGGCACGUUCUCGUCGGUCCACGUGCGGUCGACGGACUUCCAGUACGCCGAGGGCCGCGCGGACUGGGCCGUCGUGUCCCGCGCGCUGGCGCCGCGCGAGCCCGUCUUCGUGGCCACGGACGACGACACCGGCGCCGUCGCCGCGCCGCUGGAGCGCGCGGGCCACGCCGUCUUCACGCUGGCGCCGCUCGUGCGGGCGGCCCUCGGCGGGACGCGGCCGAAGCGCGCGACGCACUGGCCGGACAAGAAGGUCCUCGACGCGCUCAAAGCCGUCAAGCGCGCGGAGGUCGGCGUCGUCGACGCGCUGAUCGCGGCCGAGGGGCGCACCUUCACGGGGGCCUGGUUCUCGACGUUCACGGGCUUCAUCCACCGCGUCCGGGGCUACCGGGGCUACGCGGACAACAGCUCCUUCUUUAGCGCCGCGGGCCGCUGGGCCGCGUUCCAGGGCUUUGAGGCGCCGCGGACGCCGCUCUACAUGCGCGAGUGGCCCGCGGCCUGGCGGAAUAUCGACUCCGACGGCGACGCGGCGCCCUAUCCCGGCGAGCGCGUCUUCGACGAAAUCGACCCGGCGGAGGGCUACCCGACGGACGCCGUGCCGGAGGGGUUGUUGGCGCCGAAGCUCGAGGCCUGCGUUUUACCACAAUCCAUGCGCUACUGGCGUGCGCCCGGGUCGGGCGCCGCGGAUGCGCGCCUGCUCCGGGACCCGGAGGCCGUGCCGCGCCUCGCCGGCGACCGCUUCUUGACGUUCGUGCCGGACCUCGGCGGCUGGAACAACGUGCGCCUCUCCUUCGAGAACGUGCUCGUGCUGGCGCGGUCCACGGGGCGCACGCUCGUGCUGCCGCCGCCCCAGACCUACUACCUGCUGACGAACUGCAAGCGGAACUGCGUCUUCGGCUUCGACGACUUCCUCCCGGCGCUCCUCGACGUCGACGAUUUGGUGAUCACCGCGGCGGCCUUCUUCAAAGACGCGCUCCCGGCGCUCCACGCCGCGGGGCGGCUCCGAAGGCCCGCGCGGCGCGACGACGGCGGGUCGCCCGUCGCCUGGCCGCCCGAGGACGCGCGGGUCGUCGACUACGCCGACGGCUGCACGCCGACGCAUCUGGCGCCCGACUCGUGCUUCCCGGCCUACUUCUGGCUCGAGGACGCCUUCGGCCUGCCGGACCACAUCCCGGACGUGGGCCAGCAGUGCGUCGUCUUCGGGGAGGCAAGGGCGCGGCGCCUCCGCGGCGACGGCUUCGUCGACGAAAGGCUCGACGACUUCUGCGCCGUCCGCACGUCCAUCGCGCCCGGCGUCGAGCGGAGCCGCGUCGACGGCGACGCCCUCUGGGGCGACGCCGAGUCCGCCGUGCUCCACGUGCGGAGCUCCGGCGUCGCGACGCACGAGCACGACAAGUGGCGCGACAAGAAGGUCGGCCAGGGGGGACCGCAAUUGGAGCCCGCGCGCAUGGGAAGAUUGCUGGCCCCCUGGUACGCCUACGUCGUCCACGCGGACCCGGCCGUGGCCAACUUCUACAAGCGCCUCGUGCGGGACGUCGUGCGCCUCGACGAGCCCCGCGUGACCUGCGCGGCCGCGGGCGUCGUCGCGUGGCUGAGGUCGGCCUACGGCGGCGCGUUCGCGUCCGCGCACGCGCGGCGCAACGAGUUCCAGUUCAAGGAGACGAACGCCCAGCUCGGGGCCGUGGGUUUGCGGGACGUGCUCCUGCGCGUCGCGCGGCCCGGCCAGGCGCUUUUUUUGGCGACGGACGAGAAGAACGCGUCGUUCUUCGACCCCGUGCGCGCGGCCGGGCGGCCCGUGGUGCUCCUGAGCGAGCUCCUGGCCUACGGGUCGAGCCGGCAAGACGGCGGCCGGCGGCCCGACGGCGCGCCCUGGCCGCCGCGGGACCUCGCGGAGCGGCUGCUGGAGCUGAACGGCAACGAGCUCGGCUUCGUCGACGUGCUCGUCGCCUCGCAGGGCGCGACGUUCACGGGCUCCUGGUUCUCGACCUUCACGUCCUUCAUCCACCGCCUCCGGGGCUACGGCGGCUUCCGGGACGCCGACUCCUACUUCACGGCGCCGGACCGCGGCACCAACGCGCUCACCUUCGACUGCGAGUCGCCCGCGGCCGAGCUCGUCUGCGCCGCGGCGCUCUCCGGCGCCGAGCCGGGCGCGACCUACGAGCUGACCUUCGUCUACCGGCGCAAAGGCGCGCCGGCCGCGCUGCGGAGCCGCCCACUGAACGCGACGGCGGACGCGGCCGGGUCGCUCUCCGGCCACCUCUUCCGGCUCCGCGCGCGCGCCGCCUACCGCGUCGAGGCGACGGCGCUGCGCGGCGCGCGCGACAUCCGCGCGUCGUCCACGCUCGUCGCGCCGGCGUUCCGCGGCGGCGCGACGUUCGACGGCACCGACCGCUUCGCGACGAAAGUCGACGGCAACGCGUCGGCCCUCGAGCUCGUGCUCAUGGGCGCGACCGUCGGGGACGUGGCGUCCGACGGCUGGCGCGGCCUCGUCGCGGUGGACGCCGAGGGGUACGUGGUCUGGGGCCUCGCGAAGAACGCGUUGUGCGCGUUCGCGAAGCUCGAGGACCACCGCUUCGUCGUCAGCUCCGUGCCCGCGAUGGCGGGCGCGCAGCCCGAGUGCGCGUCGCAGAGCGUCUUUCGGGACGGGCGGUCCCUCACUUCCCGCCUCGAGGUCUUCGCGCCGUCGGGCGGCCUCGCCGGCGGCGUCUUCGCCGAGGCGUGCGUCGGCGAGCCGAAGAAUUAUAGAAGCCUGUCCCACCUCGUCGCGCCGUCCGUCGCCCUGAAGGAGGAGUCGAUACUCACGGUCGAGAGCCGCGUCGAGCUCUACGAGUCCGGCGUCGUCGUCCAGAAGGCCGCGACGAGGGCCGCGCGCGUCGACCGCGUCGUCCGCUGGGUCCCCGGCAAUGACGCCGUCGCGACGGUCGUCGACCUCGCGUCGACCUUCCCCGCGGGCGCGACGCGCGACUACGAGCCGGCGACGAUCUUCGAGGAGAACGACCUCACCUGCGACGGCGGCGAGCUCAGCCGCCACGUGCCCUACUGGAUGCACGCGGACGGCGUCUACGAGACCGCGGCCGGCGGCGUGCUCGUGUCCGUCCGCAACUUCAACGCCGUCGCGCUCUUCGACGCAAACGGCGGGCUCGCGUGGACCCUCGCGGCGCCCCACGGCGGCUCGGGCGGCGUCGCGUCGAACUUCACGUUCGCCGACGAUGCCGAGGCCUUCUACGCGCCGCACGCGCCCGUGCUCUCGGCGGACGGAAACCGCCUCUACGCCGUCGACGACGGCACGGCGCGGCCGGGCUGCGCGAAGCAACGGGACCACGUCUUCGUCCAGUGCUGGUCGCGCGCGGUCGCCUACGACCUCGACUUCGACUCGAUGACGGCGGCGCUCGCCUGGGAGGUGGAGCUGCCCGAGGGCUUCGGCGAGGACGGUUUCGCGGCGGCGGACGCCUACAACCCCGACGGCGGCCGCGUCGUGCCGCUGGCGACGCCGGGCUACGUGCUCGUCGCCUUCGGCAACCUCCACGACAACGCGCGCGACGCGGCCUUCGGCCAGGACUCCGUCGUGCUCGUCUACGACGAGGUCGCGGCGCGCGUCGUCUUCGAGCUCCGGGCGCCGCGGAGCCACUGGCUCGCGGGCGACUUCACCUUCGAGGCCGUCGGCAGCAUCGCGGGGGAGGCGAGGCACCGCCCCAAACACCGCCUGAUGGACGACGACGGCCUCGCGGCGCCGCCGGCGAACGCGAGCGCCUACGCCACCUUCGUGCAGUACGGCGACGUGCGCUCCGCGUCGACGUUCCAGUUCAUGGCCGUCUGCCUCCUGGCCCACCUCGCCCACGGCCUCGGCACGUCCUCCCGGCGGCGCGUGGCCUGCCGCUUCGCCGGCGACGUCACGGCGGCGUCCCUCGCGACGCUGCGGCGCGGCGAAACCGCCGGCGACGACGUCGUCGUCGUGAAGACGCACCGGCUCAACGGCGUCGGGCGGACGUGCGUCGACGGCUGCGAUCCGCGGGCGCCGCGGUGGGGCCGCGCGGCGCCGGCGCCGGCGCCGGCCGGCUACGCCGUGCCCGCGUCGCUCCUCUUCGUCUCCGUCCGCGCCGGGUCCGCGCGGGCCCAGCUCGCGGCCGCGGGGCCGCUGCCUCCCGCCAUGCGGCUCGCGGCCGUGCAGCGCUACGAGACGCUCGAGCGCGGCGGCCUCGCGGCGCUCGACGCCUACGCGCCGCUCUUCCCCGCCGUGGCGCCGGCGCGCUUCGCGCUCCUGCGCGAGUACCUCGGCCACUGGCAGAUUUUGAGACGGUGCUGCGGCGUCCAGGCGUCCAAGGCGCGGACGGACGCGCUCCACGGCCUCCCGCCGCGGCGGCCCGACGCCUGCGCCGGCCGCGACCUCGACGCCGUCGAGGAGGCGCUCUUCAACACGUCGCUCUGGCGCUGGCGCUUCGCGGACGCGGGCGGCGACUUCUUCCCGGACGAGCGCGCGAGAGUGCGCCGCGGCGUCUGCUGCUACUCGACCGUCGCCCUCCGCAACGGCGCGGGCUUCCGGGGGAAGUGGCGGCCCGACGCCGACGCCGCGGCCUACCUCCGGGCCCACGGCGACCCGCGCGACGCGCCCGCGGACGCGGACGCCGCGUGCCGCCACCGCAACUUCCAGUCGACCCACGCCGACCCCGUCAAGUGCCUCGGCGCCGACGGGCGCGUCGCGGCGUGCCCCAGGCGGGAGCGCGCUAAGGCCGUCUGCGGCGAGCUCUGCUGCCCGAUGACCGGCGAGCUCUUCGUCGAGCCCGUCAUCUUCCUCGACGACGGCGCGACCUACGAGAAGAGCGCCGUCGAGCAGUGGCUCGCGUCGCUGCCGUGCCUCGGCCUCGGCGGCGCGGACGUCGCCGCGCGGCUCGUCGCGGUCAAAUGCGUGCGCCGCGCCGUCGAGCGCGCCGUCGCCCGCGGCGCGUCGCUGCCGCCGGGCGCCCGCGGCGCCUGGUGCGUCGCCGCCGUCGCCGCGGCCGCGCGGACCUUCGCGCGCGGCGCCGAGCCCGCGGAGCUCGACCGCGUCGUCGCCAUCGUCCGGAACGUCGGCGGCGACGAGCGCCUCUCCUACGGCACGGCCUGCGACUUGUUCGGCGACGCCCUGCCGACGCACCGGCGCGUGCGCCUCGCGGCGGCGCUCGCGCUCCAGGACCCGCGGUCGACGCGAGCGGCGCUCGCGCGCGGCGUCCGCCGGUUCCAGGCGGCCGCGCGCGCGGCGGCGUCGCGCCGGCGCCGCCCGCGCACGCCGCGGCGGACGAGGCGCGCGGCGCCGCCGGCGUUCCCCGCGCGGCUCGCGGCCGAGGCGGCGCCGGGGACGGCGGACGGGACGCCGCCGCGGCCCGCGGAGACGCCCGUCCGCGCGCCGGAGCCCGUAGACGAGACGCCGCGGCGCGCGCGGCGGUCCGUGUCCUGGGCCGACAGCGACACGUGCUCGUCGCCCUGCUCGUCGCCGGAGCUCACGCCCCACCGGCCGCGGUCCGUGUCCUGGGCCGACUCGCCCCCGGCCCACUCGCCGGAGACGACGCCCGUCCGCGACCGGAGGCCCGCGAAGCCCGCGCCGCGCGACGAGCCCGCGGCGCGCGAGGAGCCCGCGCCGCGCGACGAGCCGGCGCACGACGAGCCGCCGGAAGAGCCGUCGCCGCCGCGCGAGGAGCCGUCGCCGCCGCGCGAGGAGCCGUCGCCGCCGCGCGACGAGCCGUCGCCGCCGCGCGACGAGCCGUCGCCGCCGCGCGAGGAGCCGCCGCCGCCGCGCGACGAGCCGCGGCCGCCUCCGCCGGCGCCGCGCGCGGUCCCGCCGGCGCGGCGCCCGCCGUCGGAGGCGCCGCCGGCGCGGCGCCCGCCGCCCGAGGCGCCGCCGGCGCGCGAAGACCGCGAGCGCGCGGCCCCGCGGCGCCGGCCGCGGCCGAGGGCCGCGGCGCCGGCCGCGGCGCUCGACGUCAGCAUCGACGUGCCCGCCGAGGAAGCCUACGCGGCCGCGGCGGCGCCCGCGGCCGCGGCGCCGUCGCCCCGGGGCGCGCCGUCGCCGCGGGGCGCCGCGUCGCCGCGGACGAGCCUCCGCGACGCCGUGCGCCUCGCGCGGCGCCGCGCGGCGGACGGUGAGCGCGCCGCGGCGACGGUGCAGCGCGCGUGGCGCCGCGGCCGCGUCCCCGAGGCCUUCGAGACGCUCUCGGAGCGGACGGAGGCCGCGUCCGACGCGGAGCGGACCGUCGCCGACGCGCCGGCGCCGCGGCCCGCGUCGUCGCCGCGCGUGCCGUCGCCGGCCGUCGCGGCGGCCGAGGCGAAGCGCGCCGCGGGCCGCGCGCGCCGCGCGUCGCGGACGGCGCGGCCCGCGCAGCCGCCGCCGCCGCCGCCGAAGCGCAAGGCGCGGACGGCGGCGCCGCAGAGCGUGUGGAUCCCGCCGGAGACGCCGCUCCCGGCCAAGUCCGCGGCGGCGCCGGCCCCGGAGGCGGCGAAGGCGCGCCCGGCGGAGAACGCGAGGCCCCCUCGCGCGGAGACCGCGAAGCCCGCGGAGCCCCCGGCGCCCGCGGCGACGACGCCGGCGCGCAACGCGGGCGCCAAGCUCGCCGGCGGCGAGCGGCUGCCCAUGGCCGCGCCGCGGCGGCCGCUCCGCUGCGUCACCGAGCCCGGCGAGCCCGCGGCGGCCGCGGCGCCGCGCGGCGCGCGGCGCAAGAUCAGCCCGCGGUGCAUCUCCGACUUCGACGAGUCGCGCACGCCGCCGCCGCCGCCGCCGAAGCCCGGGAGCCCGUCGACGCGCCUCUGCGACCUGCCCGCGCUCUCGAUGCCCCACCAGGUCGAGUCGACGCCCUUCCUGGACCGCCUCGCCCACGCGUCUUAA
Messenger RNA from Aureococcus anophagefferens, 8118 nucleotides. RefSeq lists its product as hypothetical. Lineage: Eukaryota; Pelagophyceae; Pelagomonadales; Pelagomonadaceae. Gene Ontology annotation, biological process: protein ubiquitination. Bases 1 to 8118 code for a protein of 2705 amino acids. The record is from RefSeq and is a predicted model, not a curated record. Gene Ontology annotation, molecular function: ubiquitin-protein transferase activity; aryl sulfotransferase activity. The transcript has 6 exons.